AUGGUUCAGACACGACGUAAAAAGGCAGCAGCUGCGCAGGACGGUGCCGUGAAGGAGAACAAAGCAGAGCCACCUGCACCACAGACGCAGACGCCCGUAAAACGAGCACGUCGAGGUCGCCCUCCCAAAAUAAGACCGGGUAAGCUGAAAGCCAACUCAAAUUAUCGAGAUUUUUUCGAGUGUGACAAUCCCGUAGAAAAUUCGAAACCCGUAGAUUACAAAACCCGUAGAGUCAAAUCCAGUAAAAAAAUGUCGAAACCCAUAGAAAAAUGCACGCAAACACAUACGCGACAAUGCAGAAAACUCAGAAUAUUGGACUCCUCAUGGCAUUUUUUAAUCUUUUUUUCAAAUGUUCAAAUGAAUAGUUACUAAAGGGGCGAAAAAGGCAAUGAAAAAAGAGUCAAAACAGUUUGCGCCAACCUUGAAUUAGGCGCCGCCCAUUUCUACGGAAUUUGACUCUACGGGUUUCGAAUUUUCUACGGGAUUGUCACACUCUCAUUUUUUCAACCAACGCAUUGCAGAAGCGAACGCUCCAAGUACUUCCGGACCAACUGAUGUAUCGAAUUUGAGUAAAAAGGAAGAAUUGAACAGCUCACGAAAUGCCAAAGACUGUGAAAGUCAAGAAUCAUCCGAAUCUCUUUUGACAAAUGAAGCGGAUUCGUUUUUGGACAAGGAAGAUGAAGAAGAUGAAUAUCCACCUCAGCCAUCAACCAGAAAGGAACAAACUUCAGUAGAAAGACCAAAAACUGCGGCAGUACCCCCACCGCCACCUAUGGCGAAACGACGUUCUACUACAAAGAUAAAAAUCAAGGAUGAGCCAGUGGAGAAGCGUCCGGAGGCAGUACCAGUUGUUGAGCCAGAAGAAGCCUCUAGCAAGCUUGUACUCGGUUCAUCACCGGCUCAUCCGGAUGACCCACAGGUUCGCUUUUGUUGCAAAAAUGAAAAAGCAUAUAAAAUUGUUUUCAGCCUUCAACUUCUGCUAAUGCGUUUGUUCCAAUGAAGCCGAAGUUGGAACUGGAGCCAGAGGAACCGGAAUCACAAGAAAAUGCUGCCGAGUAUUCUACGUCCACUGCUUUUUCUCCAGUUUUCAACGAGGAAGACAGUUUGAAAAAGCUGGAUUCAAUGAGGCUCGAGAGUCAUGAUGCAGAGCCAGAGUCUCUGAAAUUUCCGGCCGCCAGCUCAGCUUCCUCUCAAAAUGAUUCCGAGUCAAUGGACAUAGCGGAUUCCGAUAGUGAGAUGGGUGCGGAACAGACUGCCGAUCCGGAGGAAGCGACUACUCCGACUGCCGCUUCUGCCACGUCAUCUGUCUCAUCCGACCAUAUUCCUGCUCUGAAUGUAAAACACCUUGUGUCCGAAAUUCGUGUGGAUGUUGAUCAAUGCUCGAGCAACAAACAAACUCCUCUGCCGUCUUGGGAACGGUGAAAAUUAAUCGCCAUACCUUAACAAACAUAUAUUAGUGUUUCAGGAAGGAACAUAAACCGCCAGUCACACCAUUGGGAUCUCCUGAUAUGCAAAGACCGAGAAUACACUUCCUUCAUCCCGCUUUCAACAGCUUCUCCAGCGAAUCGCUCACUUCUCCGCAGCCACCUCCGCCACCGGAACCGCACACUCCACUUCGGGACACCGAGAAUGGAGUUUCUUUGAGAUUCAAGCCAAUGUCCAUAAAAUCUGUCAAAAUGGGAUUCGGAUUGAAAAGCAACCCGUUGUUCAAGGCAAAUGCUCUCGAGCCUCCACUACCGCCGACUCCGGCUCCGCCUUCGGAACCUUCCGCUCCUGCUCCAGUUCCUCCGCCGGCUCUGCUUUCAAACAGUGCUGCAUCUCUGGCUCCACCGUCAACUCAAGUGUCUCCAAUGAUGCCGUCUCCAGUGAAACGGAGCACAAACUUCGGAGGCUCCACUUCGAAUGCUCUUCCGCCUCCACAGAUGGUCGAACUUCCACAGCUCUCAUUUUUCAACGUUCCCAACUCAAACUCCGUUUUUGCAGCUGUAAGUUCAAGUUCAGAUUUUUUGUGCGUUCCGGUUUGUUUGAUGUGCUUCCUGUACCUGAUUCGAAAAGAUCAUUUGCGCGUUGACCAGGCGUUUCUUUGUCUAACUCACACAAAACUUUAAUUAAUUCAGGACGACUCUCCACAAGAGGAGCAUCACGAAAGAGCGAGAACAACUUAUACGCCGCCGCUUCCUGGAGGCUACACGGACGCAACGAUCCAAGCACUGGUGAGCCAACCAACGGGAGCCGCAGUUCGAUUGGUUAACUGCUCAACGUUGUCUUUUAUUGUGUUUCUAACCAGACUGACAGUGGGAGCAUGCGAAACUUUUCAAUUUUCGUCUCUUAAACAUGUUUGUGCUUUCAGAAGGCAAGGGUCGGGAAGGUCGCCGAGGAAAUUGAACGUCGUCACGAUGAAGAUCGUCAGAAAGAAGAAAAAGAAGAGCAGGAAAGAAGACGUGAGGAAAGAGAAAGGAGGUACAGAAAACUGGAAGAAGAGAGGGUCGAACAGUCGAGACAAAGGCAAAGAGAGGAAGACGAGCGGAGGCUAAGGGAACGAGAAAGAGAAUUUGCAAAGAGGCACGAAAGAGAAGAGUUGAAGAGAGAGGAGGAAAGAAUUCAGACUGAACGGAAGCAGAAAGAAGAGGAUGAAAGAAAGGAGAAGGAGGAAGAAAGAAGGAUGGAAGAGGAGAAGAAAAUAAAAGUGGAAGAUAUGAAAGUUCCCGAGUAUGAGCUAAUUAGUGAGAACAAGUUCCUCAUGAAGAAUGCGAAUAAGAAAAAGACGGAAUCUCUUGUGUAAGUAAAACACCCGAUUAUCGUGCUAAUAACAGUUCUAUUUCAGGUGUGACUGUUUUCAAAACAACGGAAACUGCUCGGAUACCUCUUGUGUGAACCGUGCAAUGCUCACAGAAUGUCCGUCUUCCUGUCCGGUCAAAUGCAAAAAUCAAAGGUUCGCGAAGAAGAAGUACGCGGCAGUGGAAGCAUUCCACACGGGAACUGGCAAAGGAUGUGGUCUCCGAGCGCUGAAGGACAUCAAAAAGGGCAGAUUUAUUAUUGAGUACGUCGGCGAAGUCGUGGAAAGAGAUGACUACGAAAAGAGGAAGAAGAAGUAUGCGGCGGACAAAGCACACAAGCACCACUAUCUGUGCGACACGGGCACCUACACCAUUGACGCCACCGUCUACGGAAACCAGUCUCGUUUUGUCAACCACAGCUGUGAUCCGAAUGCGAUUUGUGAGAGAUGGUCGGUGCCGCGCACACCUGGCGACGUCAAUCGAGUGGGAUUCUUCGCAAAGAAAAACAUCAAGGCCGGAGAAGAAAUCACUUUUGAUUAUCAAUUUGAAAACUACGGGUGAGCCGAGCCGACUCUAUGAGAAGAAAUCUUCUACUAACUAAAUAAUAAAUUUUCCAGACGAGAUGCCCAACAGUGCUUCUGCGGAGCCACCACGUGUACUGGAUGGAUCGGCAGAAAGCCUGAAGGAUUCUCAUCGGACGAAGAUGACGACGAUGAAGACAUUAUAACCACCAGACAAAUUAACAUGGACGAAGAAGAGGAGGAGAAGCUUGAGGAGUUGCAGGGAUUGGAGCCACACGAGAGAAUCAAUCUUAUCAACGAUCUGCUCGCCGAUAUGGUCAUUAGGAACAAGAAAUACGCAAGAAAAGUGAUAACCGUGGCUGCCAAAAUGACCGAUCACACCCAACGAGAGAAUCUUCUGAAGGAUAUUUUCUCUGCCGACACUUCGCUAGGAACUCAAACAUACUACGCGAAGGAAGGAAUGGCCACGUUGAUGGGCGAGUGGCUCUUUGCGGACGAUUACUCGCUGGCCAACCUGAAGCUCGUCCAGACGACUCUCCAAACUCUUCUUAGUGACGUGUUCGUCGCGUGUGCCAAAUCGGACCCUUUCCUGCUGGAAAUGUCGAGACGUUGGCACAACGUAACUCUGGGUCAAUGGGUGGACUUUCACGUGGUCGUCGACUCUCUGCUGACGUGUGUCGAGGAUCCAGGGAGGAAUUACAAGGAAGUGCAAGAAGCGUCGAACAACGAGAUCGUCGCCAACUUCACACGAGUCAAAGAAAUGGCGUUCCGAUUGGAACAUCACUGGUUCAAUCGAUCGGUCAGCUUCAGAAUUCCCAAGAAAGUCCGUGCGCCGGAGCCGAAGGAAUCUGAUCAGAAACAUCCAUCCUCUGGCAAUCCUGAUAUCAUACGUGAUGCGUCCCCGCCAUAUCAACGUCAUCAUCAUUCUUCAUACUAUGAACGCGAAACGCAUCCUCGCUUCUUCAACAACGGAAACGAUGUACAUCAAUAUAGGUUUGCUGGUUAUCACGGAAACAACUACAAGGAGAAUUACAACAGACGACCGUCCACCUACCGAGAUUCUUAUCGUGAUCGCCGUCGAUUCAAUCGUCGCUCGCGAAGCCGUUCCAGAAGUUUUUCGCCUCCGACGUACAAGAGAAGAAGAGUGGAUGACAGAGAGAGCCGCUAUCGUUCUCCGCCUUACGAGCGGCGCCCGGCGACCCCCGAGGAAAAAACUCCCGAAUCUUCGGUUUCCGUCGAGAGACACCAUCCGAAGAGCGAAUCGAAAAGUAAUCCUGCGAAUUCGACAACUUCCAAUGCUAUGACGGUUGAUGCAGAAGUCCGGGGCCCAUCGACUCCACAGGCUCCUUCCUCUCAAUCGUAUCCAACUCCGCACGAGCAUCCAUCACAUGCAGUUGCUGCCGUUCCAUGUGUUCCGUCUGUCCCUGCUGCUGCGGUUCCCGCUAAUCCAUAUGCAAUGCCCGGAUAUGAAGCAUACGGUGAGUGAUGUUUUUUUUUCCGAAAAAAAAAUACGAAUUCUGAUUUCAGGAAUGUACGAUCCGAACACUGGAAUGUAUGUGUAUCAUGCGGCACCCCCGGGAUACUAUCCGCAUGCUUAUCCGGCACACCAUCCGCAUAUGCUCACAAUGGAAAUGUUGCCGUCGAACGAGCGACUCAAUGAGGUUUACGAGAGAGCCACUCUAGAGCAACUGACGUAAGAAUCCUUACCUGUAACUCACUUCUUAAGCUGAUUAUAUUUUCAGUGAGAGGCUUGAACGAGCGAAAUGUGAUGUCGAUAUGCUACAAAAACAUGUCGCUAAAAAGCGAGCCGCCGCAGAAGCUCUCGAAGCCGCCCGUCGACGUGCAGAAGAGGAAGCGAAGCAGCAGGCAGAAGCAGCGAGCAAAUACGUGUGGGCGAGAGCGAAGGCAGACACUGGAGAGACGUACUACUACAACAAGCUGACCAAAGAGACUCAAUGGACGCCGCCGACGAACGACCAAGGACUGCUGGAGCCCGGCGAUUGCGCCUCACCAGACACGACUGUUCCCGCUGAAGAACCGCAACAGCAACGGCAGCAGCAAACUCCACAGCAACAACAACCGCAGCAACUAGCACAACAGCUCCAGUCGGUAGAUCGCGAAGUUGCGCAGAAGAAGCAAGCUUCUGAAUCAGCCGACGAGCAUACGAGGACUGAGGACCACGCAUCCUCCCACAAAUCACAUCGGGAGAGGGACCGUGAUCGUGAUCGCCGUGAAGAAAGUCGGCAUCGGGAUCAGAGUCAUCAUCACUCAUCGCAUCGAACCGGCGAAAGCUCGACCGAACGUCGCAUCCGUGAAUUCAAGAAAGAGCUGGAGAGAGUUAUCUGUUCGGUUGUGAAGUCGUAUAUGAGACAGUUGAGAGACGCGACGGCCGACAAGAUUCAAUGGCUAAUCAAACUGGUCGUCAAAGAGAUGUACAAACGGGAGAGUGCCCAGAACGGAUUUGACCACCGAAUAACUGACAAUACAGAAAAGAAGGUAAGGAGCUGACCACAAGAUGCGGCCAGCAACAUUACUUGUUUUCAGGUCCGUAACUACACCAAAUCGCUGAUCGACCGUAAGCUCAAAUCGGAUGACCUCUGGAAGGGCUACGCGGAACAACAACAACGCUGA
This is a messenger RNA of Caenorhabditis sp. 36 PRJEB53466, 5929 nucleotides long. NCBI's taxonomy places the organism in Eukaryota, Metazoa, Nematoda, Chromadorea, Rhabditida, Rhabditidae. The record is from the annotation of a GenBank genome assembly.